Molecule: messenger RNA, 1074 nt
Organism: Colletotrichum chrysophilum
Lineage: Eukaryota; Fungi; Ascomycota; Sordariomycetes; Glomerellales; Glomerellaceae
Exons: 2
Coding region: 1-1074 (357 amino acids)
Source: RefSeq, a predicted model, not a curated record
AUGGCGUCCGCAAUCGCCAAAGCAACCCGCACCGAGGCGGACAUGGACCGCGUCCCGGUUCGCGUGGUCCGCUUCAUCCGCCUCGCGACGGCCGGCGGCCUCGCCUACGCCGCGUACAGGAUUCACUGGCGCAUGCUGCUGGCGAGCUUCUUCACCGGCCCGGGCAAGAUCAGCCGGAUCCUCAUGCUCAUCUUUGCGCUGCUGAACCUCAAGAACAUGCCCUUCGUCUGGACCUACCGCGUAUGGCACGCAAUCCUCUACCACCUCUUCAUCCGCAAAUCCCCCCGCCUCGGCCCGCGCUCCCUCUUCCGCCCCAUGAUCUCCCAGUCCCACGCCCCCAUCAUGGAGAUCGACUACAACGUCCACAAGUCCAACUCGACCUACUUCUCCGACCUCGACGUCUCCCGCACCCACCUAUGCACCUACCUCCUGCGCCCGGGCUUCCGCCAGCUCACCCACAACGCGACGACCAACCUCGUCCUCGACCCGCGCUCCGGCAAGCCCGCCAAGGGCUCCCUCGGCAUCAUGCUCGGCGCCGUGCACUGCUCCUUCCGCCGCGAGAUCACCGCCUACGCGCCCUACGAGAUGUGGUCGCGCGUCCUCGCCUGGGACCGCAAGUGGCUGUACAUCGUCACGCACUUCGUGCCCAAGGGCACCGCGCGCCCGACCGAGUGGCUCGACCCCAAGUUCGGCGGCGCGCGCGUGCGCCGCGGCCCCGGGAGCAACACGGAUAGCAAGGAGUGGGAGAAGAAGAUCUACGCGACGGGCGUGAGCAAGUACGUCUUCAAGCUGGGACGCCUGACGGUCCACCCGGCUGUUGCACUGGAGGCGAGCGAGCUGUUGCCGCAGAGGCCUGGAGGCUGGCAAGGCGGGGAGAACGGUGUUGGGGACGAAAGUGUCGAUUUGAGCGAGGUGCAGAACGAUAAUACGUGGGACUGGAAGAUGGUCGAGAAGAGGAGGCGCGAGGGUAUGGUUUAUGCGCAGCAGUUUGCCAAUAUGGACGAUCUGCAUGGCUGGCUUGACGGCGCUGACGGUGGUGAUGGAAGCGCGUUGGGCGUUUUUGGACUUGGUUAG